Ixodes scapularis (black-legged tick) is the source of this 842-nucleotide messenger RNA. It is a transcript of the gene MED18, whose product is annotated as mediator of RNA polymerase II transcription subunit 18. Gene Ontology annotation, molecular function: transcription coregulator activity. The transcript is spliced from 4 exons. NCBI's taxonomy places the organism in Eukaryota, Metazoa, Arthropoda, Arachnida, Ixodida, Ixodidae. The coding region runs from base 150 to 827 and encodes 225 amino acids. The record is from RefSeq and is a predicted model, not a curated record. Gene Ontology annotation, biological process: regulation of transcription by RNA polymerase II; termination of RNA polymerase II transcription. Gene Ontology annotation, cellular component: mediator complex; core mediator complex.
GAAUCCCAUCCGGAGCGUCAUUCGUUUCUCGCCGCGGGUUGGAUUCGUCCAAGGGUUCAUCCAAGUGUUCAUCGGAAAACUGCGGGUUUCAUUCCUCGUUCUCUGCACUGUGUUCAUAACUGCGUUCCUCGCAAAAUAAGUCUGCGAGGAUGGAGGGCGGCAGUCCCGUGCGACGGGGCGUCGGCAUGAUUCCGCAGCAGGAGUACCUGCUGCAGGGCAGCAUCAUGGACGGCGCUUGCGAGGUGCUCCUCCACCGGCUGCGGGGCCUGUGCGACAACUCCGACUCGCCCAUCGAGUCCUUCCACGACUACGAGAUGGUCUUCCAGAUACGAGGUCCGACGAGUGCCCCGCUUUCGGUGCGUGCCAGGCAGUCCUUGGACAGCCCGCAGAUGCCUUGGCACCUCCGCUACGUGGGUCAGCCCGAGGUGGGGGACAGGAGCAGGCACACGGUGGUGAGGAGCUGCAUCGACGUGAGCACCUCCAACAACCUCGUCAGCUUCCUCAAUGAGCUGGGUUUCCGGUUGGACUUUGAGUUUGUGCUCAAGGGUCACAUGUUCCAGAAAGGUCGCAUGAAGGUCAUUGUUGCCAAGGUCUUCAGGGUAAAGCUCCUGCAUUUCACCUUGCUCCUUUGCAUUUGUCAACUGGUCUUCCACAAGGGUCCUUCGAGGUUGACCGGGACUUGUAUUCCUUUGGUGGAUAUGAAAACUCUGGCUAGCAUGAAACUAUGUCACUUUUUCCAGUUAUUUCCCGCAUCCAUUCAUGCACCGCCGCCAUCAUUUUGGGCAACGACCCGAUUCCUUUGGCGUCGGAAGAACUGGGUUCUCUGACCGCAGUGGGAUGCA